Messenger RNA from Dioscorea cayenensis subsp. rotundata (Guinea yam), 1067 nucleotides. RefSeq lists its product as uncharacterized. The record is from RefSeq and is a predicted model, not a curated record. The transcript has a single exon. Bases 70 to 912 code for a protein of 280 amino acids. Gene Ontology annotation, biological process: root development; shoot system development. Lineage: Eukaryota; Viridiplantae; Streptophyta; Magnoliopsida; Dioscoreales; Dioscoreaceae.
AUUAGAAACUUCCAGAAAGAUAGAGAAAAACAAAGAAAGAAAGCUUACCUCGCAAGCAAGCAAGCAAGCAUGGUGGCCGGAUUCCCUCGCUCUCUCUCCCUCCCCGGAACCCUCGCCGGAAAACCCCGCUCAUCGGAGAAAUCUCGCCAUGUUCGCUCCACCAGCCUACCCUCCCCAUCCAACCCUCUGAUCUCUCAUCUCGGUGACGAGAUCCAAGCUCUCCGCGCCUCUCUCUCCCACCCCCACUCCUCCACCUCCAUCUCCUCCACCCUCUCCCUCCUCGACCACCUCCUCUCCUCCCUCCACGACCUCCUCCUCCUCCCCCAAUCCCAAGACUCCAUCCGCCGCCCCAGAUCCGCGUCAUGGACCGAUCACCUUCUCGACGACUCCCUCCGCCUCGCCGACGCCUUCGGCUCCUUCCGAUCCGAGAUCAUCACCCUCAGAGACCACCAAUCCGCCGCCCAGACCGCGAUCCGGAGACGCGAUGAGCCACGCCUCGCAUCCAGCCUCCGAUCCGUGAAGAAAACCGAGAAAGAUCUAGUCCGUCUCGCAUCAACCAUCAGAGAAACCACCCGAUCCGCGGCCGAUCUCGCCGAUGCGGAGCUCGCCGGGGUUGUUAGGGAUGCGAUGUUGGUAGUGGCCUCAGCAUCGGAGUCGGUUCUAUUGGGGGUGUCUUCAGUGUCGUCAGCUUCAUCAGCGGUGAGGUCAUUGUGGCGGUUAGCGUCUAUGCCGGCGGCGCCGGCGGCGAAGAAGAAGGAGAUGGAGGAUGAGGAGUGGAGGAGAAGGGAGCUGGAGAGGAUGGAGAGGAUGGAGGAGUGGAUGGCGGAGAUGGAGACGAAGAGUGAAGGAGUGUUCAAGGGUUUGGUUAAUAUUAGAGUUUCACUGCUUAACAUGAUAACUCCUUCUUUAUAAUAAUAUUUAUAUUUAUAUUUAUAUAUAUAUGAAAAAUUAGAAAAUAUAUGUAUGAAUUAUAUAAAUUGAGGAAAAAUAUAUUUAUGUGAAAGAGGAUGAGUUGUAUAAUAUUUUCCCAUUUUGGGAAGGUUUUUUUGAAGUGGUAUCAUUGAACA